AUGAGUCACCACGGACGAAAGAGGGUGUUGCCAACAGGUGGUGUGGUCAGGUCUGUUACCGUCUGUAAAAGAGGGUUACUGUUUGUUAGAACGUGGUGGUGUCGCAGGGGAUCAGAACAAGGAGUCACCAGAAAUGUGUGUCGUGCGGGAGCGAAAGAGAGUGUCGGCAGCAGUGGGAUGGAUCAGUCUCACCAGGAGAAUCAAUCGGCCAUAACUGGCCAUGGUAGCAGUCCGGCUGCCUCUAUGAUCGCAUCGGACUCCUCUGACGGUACCGUACCCGAGCUAUCGCAGGAAUCCGUUUCAAUUUUCGUUUCUAUCGCUUCGCCAUACUGGUACAGUCCUCAGUAG
Messenger RNA from Purpureocillium lilacinum, 348 nucleotides. NCBI's taxonomy places the organism in Eukaryota, Fungi, Ascomycota, Sordariomycetes, Hypocreales, Ophiocordycipitaceae. The record is from RefSeq and is a predicted model, not a curated record.